CGAUCACUGAGCCCACCCCCCCCCCCCCCCCCCCCCCCAUAUCCAUCUCCUCCAUCUCUGCACCUUAGCCCCGGAACGCCAUCGUUUUCCGUCUUCUUCCCCUCGCUUGCCCGGAGGAUCGCCGGCGGCCUUCCACUUCACAGCUUUCCGGUGGUCAAGCUCUGGGAGGAGCACAAGAUGUUCGGAAUAACCCGCCGGCGUAUGAAGCUCGGCCGGGUCAAGAAGGUGCAGCUCGCGGAAUCUGCACCGGGUGGUCGCAGUCCCAUGAGGCCCCUGAAGCGAAGUAGCAAUCAGAAUAACGAAGGUGCUCAACAUGGGACUGAUCAUCCCAAUGAACCUGACUGCCAGAGCCCUCCGGGGCCUGAGAUUAAUGGAUGCACGUCAGGAAGUUCGGAGAAUUGGAUGGUGUUGUCGAUUUCCGGGGAUAAGCCUGCUCCUCGCUUCAAUCAUGCAGCAACUGUUGUUGGAAACAAAAUGAUAGUCGUGGGUGGUGAAUCUGGAAAUGGCUUGCUAGAUGAUGUUCAGGUGCUUAAGUUUAACCAAUUUACUUGGACUGCGGCUUCAUCCAAACUUUACUUAUCGCCAAGUAGUCUUCCAUUGAAGAUUCCCGCAUGCAGGGGUCAUUCUCUGGUUUCUUGGGGGAAAAAGGUGCUCCUGAUUGGAGGAAAAACUGAACCAGGGAGUGACAGGGUUGCUGUGUGGGCGUUAGACACUGAAACUGAGUGCUGGUCUCUGAUGGAAGCAAAAGGAGACAUACCGGUUGCUCGUAGUGGUCACUCUGUGGUUAGGGCAAACACUGUUCUUAUCCUCUUUGGUGGCGAAGAUGCUAAAAGGAGAAAACUGAAUGAUCUACAUAUGUUUGACCUAAAAUCCUUGACGUGGCUUCCUCUUCACUGCACAGGUACAGGGCCAUCUCCGAGAUCCAAUCAUGUUGCCACCCUUUUUGAUGACAAAACUCUUUUCAUAUUUGGAGGAGCGUCAAAAUCGAGAACACUGAAUGACUUGUACUCAUUAGACUUUGAAACGAUGAUAUGGUCAAGAAUCAAGAUACGUGGGUAUCAUCCAUCGCCAAGGUCUGGUUCCUGUGGAGUUCUCUGUGGAACAAAAUGGUAUAUUGCUGGGGGUGGGAGCAGGAAAAAACGACAUGCAGAGACUUUGAUUUUCGAUGUUUUGAAAGUUGAGUGGUCUAUAGCUGUUUCCUCGCCUACUUCUUCUGUUGCCUUCAACAAGGGGUUCAGCCUUGUCCUUGUAAAUCACAAGGAAAAGGAUUUUCUUGUUGCAUUUGGGGGAUUUAAGAAAGAGCCAUCAAAUCAGGUCGAAGUACUGAUUGUGGAUAAAAAUGAAUCAUCAAUGGGCCGAAGACCCAAUGAUAGUAAAGCCCCAGGAUCUCUGUUUGGAAAACGUUUAUCUUCAAGAUUGGCUAAUCAACUUAGUGGCGGCUCUUCUCGGCGCUUAGUUGAUUCUGUUGCAAGACAAAAUCUAGCUUCUGUUAUUGAGCAGCAUGGUUCAGGUCGGAAAUCUUUGUCAGAAUCUACCCUGACUGAUUCUAAUCCUCCUUCUGGUAAUGUCUCUCUUCGCAAGCAGUUCAGUAAUGAGGAAGAUUAUAGUAGGACUCUUAAGAUAGCAAAGUGUCUUGAAGAGGAAAGUUCAUUGUCACAGGUACCAGGACACAGGAGAAACCAUUCUGAUGCUGCGACACAUUUUAACGGUUUUGGAGACAAAGCUCUUGGGGAAGAGACAUCCUUGGCGUAUGAAUCUGAGAACUUCAGUCCCCACAAGAAUGGGACUGAUGGCUUUCCAGUUGAUGAUGAUGUGCCACUCCCUCAAAACAAUUCGAAGCUAGGACCACCACCAUCUGCUUCUUCUUCAAGCACAUGCCAGUUCUAUGAGAAUAAAAUCGCAGCCCUUAUUAAGAAGAAUGGUGUCCAAGAAGGGCAGCUAGCGGCAGCACUUGCUAGUCAAGAGGCUGCUGAGAAGAGCUUAUCCUCCGCUCACAAGAGCAGGCAGGAGAUGGAGAAGAAGCUGAGCGAGACAAUGAAGGAGAUGGAGCUGCUUAAGGAGAGGCUCGCAGGUCUUGAGCUUGCACAGGAAGAGGCCAACAGCCUGUCCAAUAUCGUCCACUCGGACAAUGUCAGGCUUGAGCACGAUGUUGCUUUUCUCAAGGCAGUUUUGGAUGAUACUCAGAAGGAGCUGCUUUCAACUAGAGGAGUCCUAAAUGGAGAAAGGGCCAGAACGUUCCAGCUCCAGGUUGAGGUUUUUCAUCUCAAACAGAGACUACAAUCUAUGGAGAAUCGAGCUCCCACACCGAGGAAGCCAUUCCAUGUUUAAUAUUCCGCAGGAUUCACCAGAACAGAAGCUGAGGUUCGGAUUUUGUCUAUUGCACCAAAGCCCUUUGGCUUCUGCUGGCCAUUCCCACUUGUAUCUUCAAUUCCCACGCUGUACAUAAGUUGUACUAAUUAAACGCCUGCAACUUAAUUAAUAUUAAUUAAUUAUCAGUCCCUGUAUGGGAGGAAGUAUUUACUUUACCUGCCAUUA
Molecule: messenger RNA, 2535 nt
Organism: Punica granatum (pomegranate)
Lineage: Eukaryota; Viridiplantae; Streptophyta; Magnoliopsida; Myrtales; Lythraceae
Source: RefSeq, a predicted model, not a curated record